GAAUGUCGCAUAACUCUUGGCACAUUUUACGACGCGGUGGUUAAAUUAAUACCAUCCAUCACCUGCAAAGUGAAAGUGGAUGGAAGAAAUUUUUCGCCAUUGCUUUAAUAUCGACCAGUAGUAAUUUUGUAUUCGCGCGAAUAGCAGGUACCUGAAUAUGUAACGAGUUUUGUGGACAUCUUUUACGAAAACAUAUACGAAAUAUUAGGUAAUAAACCCGCAUACAGUGAUGUGAUUAUAUGUAAAAACAUAUUUCAGUAACUCGUGAAGCACGGUAGUGAAUAAAAUGUGGCUUAAAAAUUGUGUCAUACUGCUGAUUGUGUUAAUUUAUUGCAACGAUGCCCAACUGACCAAGAACCACAGGUUUAGACAGUUCCCGUUUAAGGCCGCCGAGAACUUGAGGCAUAGAUUAAGAGCUAGAAUUUAUCAAUACAGGGAACGGAAUACCCAAAUGAUAUGCUAUGAAACAGUGGGGUGUUUUUCUCUUCCCCAUGGUAACUCUCCCUUGCAAAGAGUACCUGAGGAUCCACAUACUUUAAGCACAAAGUUCUAUUUAUUCACGAGAAAAAACAACUUUUCUAUGCCUGAAGUUUUGUUCUACAAUGACGGAGGAAAAUCAAUCACAGAAUCUAGUUUCAAUCCCAAAAAUAAAUUAAAAGUUUUGGUCCAUGGGUACACCAGCAAAUGGAAUGAGAAAAACGCUCUUUUAGUAGCAGAUGCAUAUUUACAGCUGGACGAUUAUAAUGUACUUCUGAUGGACUGGAAAAUAGGAGCUAGAGGUCCUCAGUAUGUGAGUGCAGCUGCCAACAGUGAAAUAGUUGGAAGAGAACUAGGGAUUUUGCUUUUAAAACUGGUCGAAAAGGGAUCAAACCCAAGGAAUAUGCACUUAAUAGGUUUAUUGGGUGCCCAUGUAGCUGGGACAGCAUCGGAAAUUUUAAAAGAAAAAGGAUACUUGCUUGGCAGGAUAACAGGUCUUGACGCGGCUGGUCCAUUGUUUAGAAAUAACUAUUUCAAAGAGAAACAUAAAAAGCUGGACAGAAGUGACGCAGAAUUAGUAGACGUUAUUCAUACAGAUGCUAGUCCAUACCUUACUGAUGGUUUUGGAUUGUGGGAACCCAUCGGACAUGUAGACUUUUAUCCAAAUGGAGGUCAGGAACAACCAGGCUGUACUGACCUUAAGAACUCCAUAGUCAUAACCCAUUUAGAAAACCGCCCAACUUUAGACAGAGAUUCAGCCUGCAGUCAUAUAAGAGCUUUUCGACUAUACAUCGAAACGGUUCUGAACAAAGUUAAAAAUAAGAAUAAAAAAGCAGAUUAUUGCCAAUUUACUGCGUUUAACUGCAAUGGCGGUUUACCCUCCUUCGAGAGCGGUCACUGUUUCCCUCAAUUGGAAAAAGCCAACAGCCGUUUGGCCAUUGAUAGGUCUUACAUCGCCGAUGAGAUCGGACAAAUUGGUGAAGACGUUCGUGGAAGAGGAGUUAUGUACCUUUCAACAAGAAGCACAAGUCCACACUGUGGAACACAAUUACAAGCAUCUGUCCACAUUUCGCAGAAGACUGAUUCAAUAAAAGGAUUUUUAAAAAUGAAUCUGAUUUAUUCGAACAUGUCUGUCGAUUUCGAGAUUUUUACUGAUGUGAAGGAUUUCAUUAUUACAGGAUCGAGAAUGUACGGCUUGGCAGUGGCAGAAUUCGGAUCACUAGAUCCAGAUAGUGUUAAAGAGAUCGAGGCAGAUCUAUUCUUUUUCAAUCCAGAUAUUUAUGAAAAUCGUAACGAGACCUUCGUUCCUCCUAUGAAUUCCGCAAUUUAUAUAGACAAGAUCAUAGUAAGGGAUAUGUUUGGAAACAGCUGGCAGUAUUGUUUUAAGGACAUGAGUAUAAGUGAUACGAUUAUAAAACGAAUAACAUUACGUAAUAAAUUAUGUUAAUUCUACUCUAAAUACCGUAUUAAUAAAUGUCGGCUGAAUUCGUGUUACGAAGGGAAUCAAAAAGUUUUAUUUCAGUCCUUACAGACUUUACAACAUAUCAGGUAGAAUCAACUAUAGAAAUUUUAGUGAGUUCACGAAAUUAAGUGUGUUCAGUUCUGAUUCUUUAAUUAUACCCUCUUAUUAUUACGACCUUUAUAGAGAAAAUACAAUAUUGCAUUAGUUAUCCUUCUAUAGAGAAAUUUCCUUAGAAAUACAAUAUUGCCUUAGUUAUAACAUUAACAAGCUAUUUAUUUUUUUACUUUUUGGAAAUAUGUAAAUAAAUAAAAUUAAAGUGCCUUUUUGUGAUUUAGAAAUAAAGU
Messenger RNA from Sitophilus oryzae (rice weevil), 2283 nucleotides. RefSeq names its product pancreatic triacylglycerol lipase-like. Lineage: Eukaryota; Metazoa; Arthropoda; Insecta; Coleoptera; Curculionidae. Gene Ontology annotation, molecular function: lipase activity. The record is from RefSeq and is a predicted model, not a curated record. Gene Ontology annotation, biological process: lipid metabolic process.